CAGGUGUUGGUGUUGUACUUCGCGAAGAGCGUGGAGCUGACCGGAGUGAGGCAGGAGGAGAUUGUUGCCGUGCCGACACCAAUCAGCAGCUGGGACCUUUGGAGGCUGCUGCUGCAGCGACACCCCAGACAUGUCGGUGUCAGAGGAGCCGAGAGACGUCCUUCAGCUCAGCCGUGACCGGCUCUCUGUACAGGAAGUGGUCGACGCCGUCAGCAGCACUUCCUGUGGAGCCGUUUCAGUUUUUCUAGGUACGACCCGCGAGGACGAGUUGAAUGGCAGGAAGGUGAUUGGUCUGGAGUACGAGGCGUAUGAGCUAAUGGUCCAAUCAGAGUUCACCAAACUGUGUGCUGACAUCAGAGAGCGCUGGCCAACCGUGACGCACAUCUGUGUCCACCACAGGCUGGGGUGGGUGAAGGUGGGCGAGGCCAGUGUUGCCAUGGCAAUCUCGUCGCCUCAUCGCCAUGACAGUCAGCAGGCGAUCCAACACUGCAUCGACCGGCUGAAGGCCAACGUCCCCAUCUGGAAGAAGGAAGUUUACGACACACAGGAGGUGAGCUGGAAGGAGAACUCUGAGUGUUCCUGGUCCGGACACAGUGGAGUUCAGAGAGAAAACAGGAAAUAACUGUUAAUCAAACAUGUUGGCGUGAGCUGCUGGAAAUAAAGUGCAGCCUGAGGUUAUUGAUUAUUGAUAAUAAUAUUAAUCUGGUCGGUCAUAAACUGGGCUGCAGCUUCAGUCUGAAACAGCUCCAGGAAACAAAGGUAGUGUCAGCCUGUCACCAUGGAGAUGGUGUUCACUCGUUCAUCCAGUCUCGUCUUUCACUUCCUCACUUUGUGUCUGUGGAAAAAGUCUGACGCUCUGUUAUGAAAUCUGCUUUACCUCAGUGUAGGAGAAACUGAGAUGAAUAAUAGUAUUUGUCUGACUCACCUGUGUGGGCGGAGCCUGCCAGGUAACCAGGGCACUGAAUGGAUUUCCUGAACAACGCUUUUAUUUUGUAACAAAUGCAAAACAUCUGUACUCAUGUUAGGUGAUAUUCUAUUUCAUAUUAAGUUACAAUGAAGUGUUAAUGUUUAUUAAUAAUAAUAACAGUUAAACACUACACUCAUACAAAUGGAAAGACACUAACUUUACAAAAAUGUGCAUCAUCAUUAAAUAAAAGCAGAGAAUAAAAUAAAAUAAACUAUUCAAUAUACAGUAACAUGAGACAAACAGGAAAAACAAAACAGUGGAACUGGAAGAAUAAAACUGUCCUGAAGUU
Messenger RNA from Toxotes jaculatrix (banded archerfish), 1256 nucleotides. RefSeq names its product molybdopterin synthase catalytic subunit. Gene Ontology annotation, biological process: Mo-molybdopterin cofactor biosynthetic process. The record is from RefSeq and is a predicted model, not a curated record. Gene Ontology annotation, molecular function: molybdopterin synthase activity. NCBI's taxonomy places the organism in Eukaryota, Metazoa, Chordata, Actinopteri, Toxotidae. Gene Ontology annotation, cellular component: cytosol. Bases 131 to 622 code for a protein of 163 amino acids. The transcript is spliced from 5 exons.